Messenger RNA from Anopheles nili, 741 nucleotides. It is a transcript of the gene Ski6, whose product is annotated as exosome complex component RRP41. The record is from RefSeq and is a predicted model, not a curated record. Lineage: Eukaryota; Metazoa; Arthropoda; Insecta; Diptera; Culicidae. Gene Ontology annotation, biological process: nuclear mRNA surveillance; poly(A)-dependent snoRNA 3'-end processing; U4 snRNA 3'-end processing. Gene Ontology annotation, cellular component: cytoplasmic exosome (RNase complex); nuclear exosome (RNase complex); nucleolus. The transcript has a single exon. Bases 1 to 741 code for a protein of 246 amino acids.
AUGGAAUUACUUUCGGACCAAGGCCUGCGGCUAGAUGGUCGACGGGCAAAUGAGUUGCGCCAGAUUCAGUGCAAAAUGGGCGUUUUUAGUCAACCGGAUGGCAGUGCGUAUGUGGAGCAAGGCAACACAAAGGUGCUGGCGGCCGUUUACGGCCCACAUCAGGCGUCGUCAAAGAAGAGCAACUUUGAGGAAGUGAUAGUAAAUUGCCAAUAUAGCAUGGCAACGUUUUCAACUGGGGAACGCAAAAAGAGACCCCGCGGCGAUCGCAAAUCACAAGAAAUGACUAUACAUCUCAAGCAAGCUUUAAGUGCAUCCAUCAAAAUGGAGCUGUAUCCGCGAUCGCAGAUUGACGUGUACAUUGAAGUGUUGCAGGCUGAUGGCGGAAACUAUUGCGCCUCGGUGAAUGCUGCCACGCUUGCACUGAUCGACGCGGGUAUUUGUCUAAAAGAAUACGUUUGUGCGUGUACAGCAUCGCUUGCGAACGGAGAUGUGCCGCUAAUGGACGUGUCCCACCUUGAGGAAACAAGUGGAGGCCCAACGCUUACUGUGGCAUCUUUGCCGAGCAGUGGCAAAAUUGCGUUCAUGGAAAUGUCUCAACGGUUCCACCUGGAUCAUCUACCGAAGGUGUUGGAAACGGCGUUGAAGGGCUGUCGUGAGGUGCAGAACGUCAUUGAUCGAACCGUCCGUGAGCACGUUACGCAUUUGGGACAAGCUGGUGGAUGGGGAAAUGUUAAUAAAUAA